AUGCCAAGUGAUGAUGACGAAAUAAGUGCCGACGUGCCAGAACUCUACAAAGGUUAUCACGAAUUCAGAGUCUAUGUAGCCUCGGUUCGGAGCAGAUUGGCAAACGAAUGCAUGUACAUAUCCCACAAAUACGACCUGGUCGUCCAGGCCUUCAGCGACCACGAGCUGCAUGAGCAUCUCAACGCAUGUAUAAACAGCACACCAAUCGACCUCCAUGAAUACGAGAUUUCAGUUUUCAUGUGGCAGUGGACCACCGAAUACAUUAUAAAGCUCUUCAUCAACGCCGGGGUGGUCCCCGAAGGUAGCAGCUGGCCACACAACAUCUGGGGAACUCCGUACGCGAUCCUAGAGGAAGUUCACAUAGUGAUCAAGGAGCUGCUGCGGAAAAGCUGUGAUCAGAACUUCACUUUGUACCGUGAGCGCUAUGGGUACUAG
This is a messenger RNA of Pyricularia grisea, 435 nucleotides long. RefSeq lists its product as uncharacterized. NCBI's taxonomy places the organism in Eukaryota, Fungi, Ascomycota, Sordariomycetes, Magnaporthales, Pyriculariaceae. The transcript has a single exon. The coding region runs from base 1 to 435 and encodes 144 amino acids. The record is from RefSeq and is a predicted model, not a curated record.